Molecule: messenger RNA, 786 nt
Organism: Nyctereutes procyonoides (raccoon dog)
Lineage: Eukaryota; Metazoa; Chordata; Mammalia; Carnivora; Canidae
Product: cell surface glycoprotein CD200 receptor 1-like
Exons: 5
Coding region: 103-786 (227 amino acids)
Biological process (GO): regulation of neuroinflammatory response
Cellular component (GO): external side of plasma membrane
Molecular function (GO): signaling receptor activity
Source: RefSeq, a predicted model, not a curated record
AAGCAGAAAAGCAUCACACCUCCUGUGGAAGCCAACACUUCUCUGUCUGUAUUUGUGGAUACAAGGGUUGUGCUCCAUUGCCCUAAUGCCACCUCGGAUGCUAUGGUAGUAACAUGGUCAGUAACCUUCAGAGACAAGACUUCCUGCACCAGAGCCUACAGGACAGAUAACAACAAGAUGAGUGAGAAAACUUGUACAGACGAGAGAAUAUCCUGGGACUCCAGACCCGAUCAGAACUUUGCCCUUCGGAUUAAUCCCGUGGCCAUCACUCAUGAAGGAUAUUACAAGUGUGAAGUGGUCACAGCUGAAGGGAAUUUCUGUCAUGGGCAUCACCUCCGAGUGUUAGUGCCCCCUAAGGUGACCCUGUCUCUAGGCGAGAAUGGAACUACCGUGUGCUGGGCAGUUGCAGGGAGCCCAGCUGCACAGAUCUCCUGGACCCCAACGGGAGAUUGUCACACUGUGGAAGAACGACUGGGCAAUGACACAGUGACCGUGCAGAGUACAUGCCACUGGGAGGACCGCCAGGUGUCUGAGGUGUCCUGCUUUGUCUCCCAUGUGACUGGCAACAAGAGUCUGUCUAUAGAGUUGAAUCAAGGUGCCAUAACUCUGGAAUUUCCAACAUCAGCCUUACCGGUCAUUCUCUAUGUGAAAUUCUCUUUAUUCUUGGUUAUUAUCCUGGUCAUCGUGGGAUUCACCUAUUUCCAGAGAAUAAAUCAUUGCAGGCUGGAAGUGAGAAGGUGGUGGUCACCCCAAGGCUAUAUGGCAUGUCCAGAGGAAGAGGAUUGA